Molecule: messenger RNA, 702 nt
Organism: Cooperia oncophora
Lineage: Eukaryota; Metazoa; Nematoda; Chromadorea; Rhabditida; Trichostrongylidae
Source: the annotation of a GenBank genome assembly
AUGUCCAUUCAGCGUCCUCCGUUCUCACUGAGACACGAUGCACCCGUUGGUUGGCUGGUCGUCGAUCUUCGGCACUCCAUGUUGGCUACCGACGAGGAGCACCUUCAAAUCUUGCCGUCGCCCCAUUACAAAAGAUUUGCCGUCAACGACAUCGGCCAAAUCAUGACCGCCGGCGAAUUGCCCUCUGUCGGCACACGCUUUCCACUGUAUGUUAUGGCCAAGCACGAGAAGUUUCAGCGGAUCAUUGCCAUUCAUGUUGAGCUUGCUGAUGAAUCCCCGUUCAAAUUCUAUCGGGACCAUUACAAAACGAACGUGGCCGCCAACACAGAGAAUGGUACCAUACUGUUGUUCUCGGCACCGAUCACCAUCAAAGGAUUACCGCCUGAGCAACAACCGCUUACUUUCGCGCCGAUUUCCUCAGUAGCUGGCUUUCCCAUCGCGAUCAUCAGCAAGGAAGACGCAAAGGGACGAGGAUUUGCUCAGAUCCAACUUAUUCGACCACUGUCCAAGAAGGAAUCCGUUACGAUGGAAUUUUAUCUGGGAGCCUUUGACGUGAAUGGCGACCAGGUGGCUGAUUGUAAGGUGACCAUCAAAGUGCAGGCAAUCGCCACGGGACCACCAAAAUUCGAUGCGUCGCAUUAUUUCACUGCUCUAUCACUGUUAAGAGCACAUACGAAUGUGAUGCGAGUACAUGCCAGGUGA